GUCACGGACUGUGAAGAAGGGGUGGAGUGCGUCGCUUUCCGCGCGGAGGAUGGUCCUAGGCGUGCGCACACUUUUUCACGCACAUGCACGGCACCUGACGCGCAGAGACUGUCCUCGCGCUGCUGCGACGAGUUGCUGCUCCUCGUCCUUCGCCGCCUGCCCACAGUUGUAAUCGUGGCCACGACUUUGUGCCCUUUUGCAAGUUCGGUCGUAUCGGUUUUCGGAGAGGCCCGAGUGAGUCCUCGGUGGCGCGAUCGCGACCGCAGGCUCUGUCUGAUCUGUGAUCUUGGUAACCCGCACGCGGCCAGGCUGUGCGAGCCGCGGGCGCUCAUGGAAGGAGACGUUAUGGACAAACUGGAUGACAUGGCUUCAGUCUAUGAGUUCGACCCUUUUACGGGCAACAUUCCCGCUACCAAAGUGGAAAUCACUGUUUCCUGCCGGAAUCUUCUAGAUAAAGACACAUUCUCCAAAUCAGACCCAAUGUGUGUCCUGUACACACAAGGAGUGGAGACCAAGCAGUGGAGAGAGUUUGGAAGAACGGAGGUGAUUGACAACACACUAAAUCCAGACUUUGUCAGGAAGUUCAUCCUCGACUACUUCUUCGAGGAGAAACAGAACCUUCGUUUUGACUUAUACGAUGUUGAUUCUAAAAGUCCAGACCUCUCAAAACAUCCCUCAGAAUUCAACGACUUCCUCGGGCAAAUGUUUUGCACCCUGGGCGAGAUUGUGGGGUCGCCGGCGAGUCGACUGGAGAAGCCUCUUGGAGGGAUCCCGGGGAAGAAGUGUGGCACUAUCAUCUUGACAGCAGAGGAGCUGGGAAACUGUAGGGACAGUGCGACUAUGCAGUUUUGUGCCAAUAAGCUGGACAAAAAGGACUUUUUUGGGAAGUCGGACCCCUUCAUGGUGUUCUACCGAAGUAACGAGGAUGGAACGUUCACCAUCUGCCAUAAGACAGAGGUGGUGAAGAACACCCUCAAUCCAGUAUGGCAAGCUUUCCCUAUUCCUGUCAGAGCGCUCUGCAACGGGGAUUACGAUCGAACUAUUAAAGUGGAAGUGUAUGACUGGGAUCGAGAUGGAAGCCAUGAUUUCAUCGGUGAAUUCACCACCAGCUACCGCGAGCUAGCCCGAGGUCAGAGCCAGUUCAACGUGUAUGAGGUGGUGAAUCUGAAGAAGAAGAUGAAGAAGAAGAAAUACGUCAAUUCUGGCACGGUGACUCUGCUAUCUUUCUCUGUGGAGUCAGAGUUCACGUUCCUCGAUUACAUCAAAGGAGGGACUCAGAUCAAUUUCACAGUGGCCAUUGAUUUCACCGCCUCUAACGGUAAUCCGUCCCAAUCCACAUCCCUUCACUACAUGAACCCGUACCAGAUGAAUGCCUAUGCCAUGGCUUUGAAAGCUGUGGGUGAGAUCAUCCAGGACUACGACAGCGAUAAGAUGUUCCCCGCACUGGGCUUCGGGGCCAAGCUGCCGCCCGAUGGACGGGUGUCCCAUGAAUUCCCCCUGAAUGGCAACAUUGAAAACCCGUACUGCAACGGUAUUGAGGGGAUCUUGGAGGCUUACCACCAGAGCUUGAAGAAAGUCCAGCUUUACGGGCCCACAAACUUUGCUCCUGUUGUCAACCAUGUGGCCAGGUAUGCGGCGGCUGUCCAGGAUGGCUCCCAGUACUUCGUCCUCCUCAUCAUCACAGACGGUGUCAUAUCAGACAUGUCCCAGACCAAAGAGGCCAUUGUAAAUGCUGCCAAGCUGCCCAUGUCUAUCAUCAUUGUCGGGGUUGGCCAGGCCGAGUUUGACGCCAUGGUGGAGCUGGACGGUGAUGACAUAAGGAUUUCUUCACGAGGGAAACUAGCAGAACGGGAUAUUGUCCAGUUUGUGCCAUUUCGCGACUAUAUGGACCGGACGGGGAACCACGUGCUGAGUAUGGCACGACUGGCCAAGGACGUCCUGGCCGAAAUUCCUGACCAGUUCAUCUCCUAUAUGAAGAGCCGGGGCAUUAAACCCAACCCAUCACCCCCUCCCUACACACCCCCAGGACACACGCAGCACACUCAGAUCUGAGGCCGUCCUCCUCUGAGGACUUGCUGGAGAUGACAUCAGCCUCUCUGGAAUGACAGGAGAGGCGUGAUGGUAUAGCCGGGCUUUGGCCUCCUGCGUUGCUGUAUGUUCGGACACCCCGGAACACUCAGAGGUGCUGAUGAUUUCUGUUUGUUUUUUACGUUUUGUGCCCUGUUUUUUUUUUUCUGGGAGGACAGCAUGAUCCAAGGAUAAGACUCAAGUUUUUUCUGUCAAAAGAGAAUGAAAAAAAAAAAAAACCCUGGCCUGUGACUGUUUAUAUUUUGGAGGUGCGAUGAAGAGUAGGAGGAAGAUUAUGUUUGUGAUUUCAGCUUGUGCCUGUAAGUGGUCUUCUCAGUGUACCAGGAUGAGUGUACUCUGCUCUAAACUUGGACCUUUCUCCACAUUGGUGUUUUAGAAUGUAUGUGCAUUCAGGUGACGUUUUUAGAUACCUAGCUCAGUGGUAUUUAUUUUAGAUUGAGAUUUGUUUGUAUACAUUUGAUUGGCCACUUUAGCACACCACUUGGGUUAAAUGUUGUUUGAAACCAUAAAUACAUUCUGAAAGCAUGUGGGAACGAGUCAAGAUAGAUAAUUUAGCCUUUCUCUAUAUAGAUACUUUCUAGGCAAAAAGAAAAAAACAAGAUUGGUAUGCAAAAAUCAAACUGAAAGUCUACAAAAUAUGCUGAAUCAAGAUUUAGUGACUAUUAAACUUUUAAAGACACUAGGCGUUGUCCAAAACCAUUGCAGAAUAUUUUCUAUAAGCUUAUUGCAUUUUGCAAUGUUUACAAAACAGAUAUUCUGGAAUUGUAUUCUGUUUGCCCUGGCCCACCGAUGUCACCCGCACUAAGAUGAGCAGUCACGUCUGCACCAUGGCACGAGCCUGGACUAAUCGCAGUUCGGCCAGUGCCCUGCUUUUCUUCUGACUCCCUCCUCCUCUUUCUCUCCUACAAGAAUGACAACAGACGAGUGGCGCUCUGAGUGGUGGUGAUCCACGGGGCAACAAUUCCAUCCUGCCAAGAGGCUUUUAAUCAAACAAGGCCGAGACCAUUCUGCUGACCCGUGCUACCGGUGUCCGACGGGCACGAUGGGCUGAAUGGAAGCCUUGGCUCAUUAGAACGGUCUGUCACAGCUCUGUUUGCAGGAUAGCACGUGGUUCUCUGCAGAUUUGGUGAGUCAUGGGUGAUGUUCAUAUGGCAGUGCACGACAGGGCCCUCAAGAUAAAGCUACAGCACUGAGUCAUCGGUGCUGACAUAAGGUAGAGGCAGAGCGUGGUCUCGCGUCAUUUUUACAGAUCUGUUCUGACAUGGGACAAACUGUUUGGAUCCCCUUUUUGGGAAACCAACAAUAUCCCAUGAUUAGCUGUCUUUGAAUGCAUGAGUGAUGUCAGAUGAACUUAACUAUGCAUAUCAAUUUCACCACAACUGUUCAAGGGUGAACAGGACAUUUCAAGUUUAUUAGGCCUUCAACUGAAACAGGCAUUUAGCCUAUCGAUGUUUUCUACAUUUAAAUUAAAAAUGCAAACAUUUCUGGAAACUUUGUUAUAAAAAUAUAAAUAUCAGUUGAGCUAUCCAUGACAAAUUACAACCAGGAGAUGGCUAAUAUUCUGAGCAAAUGUUCUUAGAUCCUUAUUAAAAGCCUGUUUUUCCCAGUAUUUGCCCAGAUGAACUCCUGCCAAAAAAGACUCAAAGGCCACCUUGGCGGCAAUCCAGUCCAUGUAGAAGAUGUGGGCUCAUGUCCUGAUCGAGGUUUCUGGCUCAGGCAGAAGUGCGCAGCAAUGCCUUUUAAAACACCUCAUUUAUCCUGUUGCCACAUUCACUCAAACUGUUCAUCUGUUCAUCGGUUCUUUGUAAUUUACCCAGUCCAUGACAUCACUUCCCUUUUAUAUUCCUGAGGAACCCACUGUGCGUGGUGCAUUAAGGUCGGACAACCACAGCACUCAAGUGCAGCACUACGUGUGCAAUGUGUAAAGUAACUCGCGAUGGAGAUGAGAUGGAGACUCUAAUGAUGUUUCGCCCCCAGCCUUGUCAAGGCUUUACAAUACUGCAUGGCAUGCGUGUGUAUAUGAACACAUAGUACAUGCAUCCUAAGCGUGAUGUGCGCUUCUGAAAGAACAUGAUCAAGGCUGCAUGCUCACGUGUUUUAGUUAAUUCCAUGCCAAACUCUUCAAGAGACGAAGACUGAGUGGAGCCUUGCUUACAGUCAUUUGUGAAGGGCAUAUUGGCAGGUGUUGCAAUCAAUUAGGUGAUUCACUUUUUUUUCUGUGUGUGUGUGCAUGCAUACAUGGAGGGGCUGGGCAGUAUGGACCCACAAUCUUCACUUGGAAUCUUAACUACAUUUCAUCUGUACAUUAUCCCUUUUUGGCGAUGAUUAUAUUCUCAUAUCACCUUUUAUUUAUUUAUUUAUUUGCCUGAAAUGUAUGAUGAAACGUUGAUUGCAUUCUUACAUCCAGACAAUGUUGCCAGUAUCCAUUCACUCUUAACCACACCUGAUUGACUCUCAGACAGGAUGUAGAUACACACUGAACAUUCAGUGACAACAUCUGUAACAUAUGGUAGAAUCAGUUUCAGCCAUUAAUUGUGCAUGUAACUAUAGCAACAGCUUUAGUGAACUGCUCCGUUUUCUUAUCUUGCUGUUCCUGUACCUAAGCUGAGAUGUCGUGAUUUGUUAAGGUUUGGGAACUGGCAGUCUCACAGCAUCUCACAGAUAUUGUUUGUUUUUAUGCUUUGAUAUUUUUUUUAAAUGCCUAUAUGGUUUUGUUCUGAAAUCAUUUGUUGUUUUGGUUUUUUUUUACUAUCUUUUAUUUUAAUAAUUAUUUUCACUGAUAUGUUUUUUUUUUCUCUCCAAAUGAACUAUAUUGUACAUGAUUGUUGUCAUAACGGUGAAUUGUGAAAUGCUUUGUAUCAGAUUGCCUUAACCGAAAAUUAAUAAAGAUGACAAAUU
Molecule: messenger RNA, 4986 nt
Organism: Electrophorus electricus (electric eel)
Lineage: Eukaryota; Metazoa; Chordata; Actinopteri; Gymnotiformes; Gymnotidae
Gene: cpne5b
Product: copine Vb
Biological process (GO): cellular response to calcium ion
Cellular component (GO): plasma membrane
Molecular function (GO): calcium-dependent phospholipid binding
Source: RefSeq, a predicted model, not a curated record